Protobothrops mucrosquamatus (brown spotted pit viper) is the source of this 2719-nucleotide messenger RNA. It is a transcript of the gene NDUFS1, whose product is annotated as NADH:ubiquinone oxidoreductase core subunit S1. Gene Ontology annotation, molecular function: NADH dehydrogenase (ubiquinone) activity; iron-sulfur cluster binding. Gene Ontology annotation, biological process: ATP synthesis coupled electron transport. The transcript has 20 exons. Gene Ontology annotation, cellular component: membrane. Lineage: Eukaryota; Metazoa; Chordata; Lepidosauria; Squamata; Viperidae. The record is from RefSeq and is a predicted model, not a curated record. The coding region runs from base 191 to 2377 and encodes 728 amino acids.
AUUACCGAGCGUCUCGCGGAAAUUGCCGAGGGCACCGCCAUGUUUUACUGAAGAGAGCGUUCGAGGGGAGUUCUGUUUUGAGGUCGAGGAGCCUCCCCGGCCGAGGAGUGAAAUAAAAGUUCAAAUUUGUGCACCUCUUUCAACCCCCUCCCACAUCCUCCACAUAAGGCUCAAAGGAAUUUUUGGCACUAUGCUGCGACUUCCUGCUAUCCACAAGACUCUUGUUGGUGUUACCUGGACUGCUACAGGAUGCGCGCGCACCACUUCUACAGCAGCUAGCAAUCUGAUAGAAGUUUUUGUUGAUGGUCAUUCUAUUUUGGUGCCUCCAGGAACCACAGUACUUCAGGCCUGUGAAAAGGUUGGAAUGCAAAUUCCUCGCUUUUGCUAUCAUGACAGAUUAUCUGUGGCUGGAAAUUGCAGGAUGUGUCUUGUGGAGAUAGAGAAAGCCCCCAAGCCAGUUGCUGCUUGUGCCAUGCCAGUCAUGAAGGGUUGGAACAUUCUGACAAAUUCUGAGAAGUCCAGGAAAGCAAGAGAAGGGGUAAUGGAGUUCUUGUUGGCUAACCAUCCACUGGAUUGUCCCAUUUGUGAUCAAGGAGGGGAGUGCGACCUUCAGGAUCAGUCAAUGAUGUUUGGCAGCGAUAGGAGCAGAUUUCUGGAAAGCAAACGUGCAGUUGAAGACAAGAAUAUUGGUCCUCUUGUAAAAACUAUCAUGACCCGGUGUAUACAAUGUACUCGCUGCAUCAGAUUUGCAAGUGAAAUUGCAGGAGUUGAUGAUUUAGGAACCACAGGAAGAGGAAAUGAGAUGCAAGUUGGCACUUACAUUGAAAAAAUGUUUAUGUCUGAAUUAUCAGGCAAUGUGAUUGAUAUUUGUCCAGUGGGUGCCCUUACCUCCAAGCCUUAUGCCUUUACUGCUCGACCCUGGGAAACAAGGAAGACAGAGUCUAUUGAUAUUCUUGAUGCAGUAGGAAGUAAUAUUGUGAUAAGCACAAGAACUGGAGAAGUGAUGAGAAUUUUGCCAAGAUUGCAUGAAGAUAUCAACGAGGAAUGGAUCUCUGAUAAAACAAGAUUUGCUUAUGAUGGCCUGAAACGUCAGCGACUUAUUGAGCCAAUGAUAAAAAAUGAAGAAGGGCUGUUCACUUAUGUAUCUUGGGAAGAAGCCUUGAGUUAUGUAGCAACUGCGCUUCAGGGGAGUCAAGGUAAUGAAGUAGCUGCAAUUGCAGGAGGAUUAGUGGAUGCAGAAGCACUAGUAUCGCUCAAAGACUUCCUGAAUAGAAUUAACUCUGAUAAUAUAUGUACUGAAGAGGUUUUCCCCACUGCAGGAGCUGGAACAGACCUGCGAUCUAAUUACUUACUUAAUACCAAGAUUGCAGGAGUAGAAGAGGCAGAUUUCCUACUUCUGGUUGGCACCAAUCCACGCUUUGAGGCACCAUUAUUCAAUGCAAGAAUUAGAAAAAGCUGGCUACAUAAUGAGCUAAAAGUUGCUCUUGUGGGCAGUCCAGUUGAUUUAACCUACACUUAUGAGCAUCUGGGAGAUUCCCCACAGAUAUUAUUAGACAUUGCUUCUGAGAACCAUCCAUUCAGCAAGGUCCUGAACCAGGCAAAAAAGCCAAUGGUGGUGAUGGGCAGUGCAGCACUGCAACGUGAUGAUGGAGCAGCUAUUCAUUCAGCCAUUUCUACUAUUACACAGAAUAUUAGGGCAAAAAGUGGAAUAGAUGCUGACUGGAAAAUUAUGAACAUUCUUCAUAGAGUGGCAAGCCAAGUAGCUGCUCUUGACUUAGGUUACAAACCAGGAGUAGAUGCAAUCAGGAAGAACCCUCCUAAAGCGCUGUAUCUCUUAGGGGCUGAUGCAGGUUGUAUAACCCGACAAGAUUUGCCUAAGAAUUGCCUUAUCAUUUAUCAGGGUCACCAUGGUGAUAUUGGAGCUUCUAUGGCUGACGUAAUUCUUCCAGGAGCAGCUUAUACAGAAAAGACUGCAACCUAUGUCAAUACCGAAGGCAGAGCUCAGCAAACCAGAGUAGCAGUGACACCACCUGGCAUGGCAAGAGAGGACUGGAAAAUUAUUAGGGCACUCUCUGAGCUGACUGGUGUAACUCUCCCUUAUGACAAUCUUGAUCAAGUGAGGAGGAGAUUAGAAGAAGUGUCUCCUAAUUUGGUUCGAUAUGAUGAUGUAGAAGAAGCCAACUAUUUUAUUCAAGCAAAUGAAUUGUCCAAGGUAGUGAAUCAGAAACUUCUUGCUGAUCCUCUUGUUCCUCCUCAGCUUACAGUUAAAGACUUUUAUAUGACAGAUCCAAUAAGUAGAGCUUCGCAGACAAUGGCUAAAUGUGUGAAAGCAGUUACACAGGGUGCCAAAGCAAUUGAAGAACCCUCCAUCUGCUAAAGAAUGAAAUCGAGAGUCCAUCAGGCAUUAUUAUGAUCGACUAAUAUUUUUACAUAAGCAACUGUUUUGUGGUCUCUUUUUGUUCCUAUUUUUUUAAUGGAACAAGUGAAAGUUAUUACAACCAAUUCUCUAGCAUGCAUUGGAUAAUUAUGUUUAGCACCAUUUAUCAUACAUAAGAUAUUAUGUAUACUGAAUGUGUACAAAUAGGGUGUAAAAUUAAAAGUAUUGUAUAACCAAGACUAUUAAAAAGCAGUGUGAUUCUUCAGUAACCAAUAUAUAUGUAUAUGUAUAUGUGUGUGUGUGUGUGUCAAGAUAAAAACCAUCUUCUUGCAUUUCAAUGUA